Messenger RNA from Aspergillus ruber CBS 135680, 592 nucleotides. RefSeq lists its product as uncharacterized. Bases 90 to 404 code for a protein of 104 amino acids. Lineage: Eukaryota; Fungi; Ascomycota; Eurotiomycetes; Eurotiales; Aspergillaceae. The transcript is spliced from 3 exons. The record is from RefSeq and is a predicted model, not a curated record. Gene Ontology annotation, biological process: mitochondrial respiratory chain complex I assembly.
CAACCUCAACUCCCUCUCCUACGCUUCCCACGCUAAAAGACCCCUCCAUUUUUGACAGUUCUACGUGCUUCUCUUCAGGUUCAUUCAUAAUGGCGUCUGGUUACGGUCUCAAUGGCGGUCCUUCCCGUUGCUAUGGUUUUUGGCAGGAAGUCCUUGGUUGCUACGUCGUCAAUUCCGGCGAGGGCGAGACCGGCAAGAAGAAGUGCAUGCCCGCAUUGGAGGACUACUACGAGUGUCUGCACCACAGAAAAGAGGCUCUCCGCACGAUGAAGAUGCAGGCUGCCUACCGCAAGGCCGAAGCUGCACACCCCCGUGAGAACGCGCCUAAGGCGGAACAGAUUCGUAGUCUGGGGUUGUUAGGGAAUGAAGAACAGUCGGCAGAUGUGUUGGCGAAGGCGUCAUGAAGGAGGAUGCGCAUACCCGGGAUACGGUGGAUUUGUUACUUUACGUUUGCGCGUCUUUGUUUUUUACUCCAUGCCAUGGAUUAUGGGACUGUAUAGAAUGGACUAUUCAAUUUCGAGCUGUACGGAGUACUCUGUAGAUGACUGAAUAUAUAUAUCUGGGACAAUGUUACAUUGCCGGCUCAACUGUG